Molecule: messenger RNA, 1818 nt
Organism: Venustampulla echinocandica
Lineage: Eukaryota; Fungi; Ascomycota; Leotiomycetes; Helotiales; Pleuroascaceae
Product: Ferredoxin reductase-like, C-terminal NADP-linked
Exons: 1
Coding region: 1-1818 (605 amino acids)
Biological process (GO): copper ion import; iron ion transport; intracellular iron ion homeostasis
Cellular component (GO): plasma membrane
Molecular function (GO): ferric-chelate reductase activity
Source: RefSeq, a predicted model, not a curated record
AUGGCGUCCCCUACGCUUUCAUCUGGCGCCACGCCGUCGAAAAAAAUCGCUCCCGAUACCUCAGUCGCUCCCUUCGCAACAGACCUAAACGGCGUGAACCAGCCCUUGGACCUUAUCUUCAAGAAAGCUCUGUGGUGGGGUUUUGGCGUGUUGGCCUUGCUCAUCUUGGCCAUACGGCUUGCGCAAAGGGCCCACGCACAUUGGCGACACCUUUCCACGAUGGGUUCGUCCAAGUCGGACCAGAGAUACUGGGCCAUUAACCGGUAUCAAGCUUGGUGGAGAUUCAAGAAACACAUGUUAUAUGCACCACUAGGGAAAGUCCGCCAUAACAGAGAGUUCAAACUCUCCACGGCUGCCAAUAUGGGAACGAUUCCCUCAAGAUUCCACACAAUCCUUCUUGCCAUGUUCAUAUUGACAAACUUUUCCUUCUGUGUUUCUUUGGACUACGGCCAUUCGAAUCGCUGGGCCAUCAUCGCAGAACUUCGGGGGAGAACUGGCGUCCUAGCAUUGAUUAACAUGGUUGCUAUGAUUAUCUUCGCUGGUCGCAACAACCCCCUGAUCACACUGCUGCAAAUCAGCUUCGACACAUACAACCUCAUGCAUCGCUGGAUCGGCAGGAUAGUUAUCUUGGAGGCCAUUAUUCAUACAAUCUGCUGGGCUGUUGUAAAGCAUGCUGCUACGGGUUGGUCAGGAGUAUGGGAGAUGAUCCGAACCGACUCGUUCAUCGGCUGGGGGACAGUAUCCACUACCUCGAUGGUAUUGAUUUUCAUCACUUCCUUAUCCGCAGUCCGGCACGCCUUCUACGAGACAUUCCUCGAUGUCCACAUCAUACUGGCAUUAUUUGCCAUCGUGGGUGUCUGGAUUCACUGCAAGAUAGACAAUCUUCCUCAAUUGCCAAUCAUUCAGACUGUUUUCAUUUUGUGGGUUCUAGAGCGUGUUGCACGGAUGCUCCGGCUGGCCUGGUUUAACUGGGCUCGCAAUAAAGGAUGGACAACAGCGACCGUCCAGCCCAUGCCUGGAGAGGCUUGCAGGGUUACGCUGCAUCUUCCGAAGCAUGCUAGUAUUAAGCCUGGAAGCCACGCCUACCUUCGGUUCCUCAGCGUCAAUGUAUGGGAAUCACACCCCUUUUCCGUCGCCUGGGUUGACCACAUACCCGUGGAACCAAACCUACCAACCACCGAGAAGCCAGCCACAUCUCGACUACAACAGCAGGAAACUAAAACCGAAGUCUCCUUCGUCAUCCAGGCGCAAACAGGGAUGACAAGAAAGCUGCAUGACAAAGCCGCGAAAUGUGGUAGCGAAGGCUUGACCAUCAGGGCUGCCUUUGAAGGCCCAUAUGCAGGACACCACUCCCUAGAUUCCUAUGGACAUGUGGUUCUCUAUGCUGGGGCCACUGGCAUCACCCACCAACUUUCCUACGUACAGCAUCUCAUCAAGGGCUUCAAUGAAGGCUCCAUCGCCACGAAGAAAAUCACUCUGAUCUGGAUCAUUCGCGAAGCCGAGCAUCUAGAAUGGGUCCGGCCAUGGAUGGAUGUCAUACUUAAGAUGCCCCGACGCAGGGAGAUCCUAACGAUCAAGCUCUUCGUCACACGACCGAAGCAGCCAAAGGAGAUCCAGUCGGCCAGCGCAACCGUCCAGAUGUUCCCAGGGAGGCCGAACGUGAAGGCCAUCAUACAAAGCGAGGUCGAGACCCAAGUCGGGGCAAUGUGUGUGACGGUAUGCGGACCAGGAGCAUUGGCGGACAGCGUUAGAUCGGCAGUGCGAGAAGUUCAAGAUCAAGGCGUGGUGGAUUUUAUCGAGGAGAGCUUCACGUGGUAA